Messenger RNA from Hermetia illucens (black soldier fly), 1746 nucleotides. RefSeq names its product UDP-glucosyltransferase 2-like. The coding region runs from base 130 to 1716 and encodes 528 amino acids. Gene Ontology annotation, molecular function: UDP-glycosyltransferase activity. The record is from RefSeq and is a predicted model, not a curated record. The transcript is spliced from 3 exons. Lineage: Eukaryota; Metazoa; Arthropoda; Insecta; Diptera; Stratiomyidae.
UGCUAUGCUAGCACAGCUCAGUUCGCGCCGUGCGUUGGCAGUGACCAAGUCAGUGUUUGUGGUUUAUUAAAUAAUAACUCCAAUCUGAUCAUAACGUGGGACUUUUUAAGAUACGAGUAAUAAACAAAAAUGUGCAUUUCCGCAUUAAGUAUUCUACGAGUAGCGUGUGCGCUCAUAUUGUCCAUCUCAAUUUGUACUAAAAGUAGUGAAUCAGCUCGUGUUCUGGGACUUUUUCCAACUCUUGGAAAAUCUCACUUGAUCAUACAAAUGGAAGUUAUCAAAACGCUCAUCGACAGAGGACAUAACGUCACAGUUGUUACCACUCUUCCAGUGACCAAGGGAAACCGCAACUUUCAACACAUAAAAUUACCUGAAAGAUCUUAUCCCGAGUGGAUAUUUACUAGUUUUAUCGAGGAUCGAAAAGGAUUAAUGGAUGAAUUAAAACAGACGUCAGUCAUGACGGACAUUGCAUUGAAUAUAUCCGAAGCUUCGUUAGCAGAUUUGAUAAAGUCAGAUUUCUUGAAUGAGGAACCCUUCGAUCUGGUGGUGCUUGGAUACUUUUUUAAUGAUUUCUUCAUGGGAAUUGCGGCACAUUUUAAGAGUCCUUUAGUGAUCAUCGAUACUCAUAAGCCGCUAUUUCUGACAAACUCAAUGAUUGGAAAUCCAAGCGAAACACUUUAUGUGCCCAAUGGACUUUUGGACGAUACUCAGCCCUUAUCAUUUGUUGGAAGGGUUCGAAAUACAUUAUUCUACUUCUUGGAAGUUGUGUACUCCAAAUUCUACAUUAGAAGCUUGAACAACAUUUAUGAAAAAUAUUUUCCUGGUGCCAAGUACCCAUCAUUGAUCGAUAUGUUCAAAAACGUUUCAUUGAUACUUCAAACCAGUCAUUUUAGUGAGGGUAUUAUUCGUCCAGAAGUUCCGGCCUUGAUACCAAUUGCUGGAAUUCAAGCGAAAUCAAAACCAGAUCCUCUCCCGAAAGACUUAUCGUUAAUCUUGGAUGGAGCAACGGAGCAUGGAGUUAUUUACUUCAGUUUGGGGACAAAUGCCAAAAGUUCGGAUAGAAAUCCGAUCACAAUUAGAAGCAUCUACAAUGUGUUUUCUAAAUUGAAACAAAAAGUUAUUUGGAAGUGGGAAAACGGCGAUUAUCCCGGAAACGCCUCCAAUAUAUUCUACAAAAAGUGGUUUCCACAAGAUGAUAUCCUUGCCCAUCGCAACCUUCGCCUGUUUGUCUCACACUGCGGCCUUGGGAGUGUCGUCGAAAGUAAUUAUCAUGGUGUUCCAGUUCUUGCGAUUCCACUUUUUGGUGAUCAAUUUGGAAAUGCGAAAGGCAUGGUUGAUGCUGGAUUUGCAGUUCAACUCGAUUAUCAAAAAUUAACGGAAGAAUCAUUUGGACGAGCAGUGAAGGAAAUGUUGGAUAAUCCUUCAUAUCGGGAAAAGAUUCAGACAUUUUCUAAAUUGUAUCGGGACAGACCGAUGUCGAUUCGAGACACUGCAGCUUAUUGGAUGGAGUAUGUUAUUCGGCACCGAGGAGCCAAACAUAUGCAGAGUCCUGCGGUUCAUAUGAAUGCCUUUGCAUAUUAUGGGCUGGAUGUGAUUGCGUUUUUACUCGUUAUUGUUUAUAUUGUAUUUAAGACUAUAUCAGUUUGUUGCUGUACUCUGAUCUAUAGAUGCAGAAAAAGCGAAAUUGGGGGAACCGACAAAAGGAAGAAAGAAUAACACAUUUUUUCUAUUAAUUUUCAACAAUAA